Molecule: messenger RNA, 1252 nt
Organism: Vigna angularis (adzuki bean)
Lineage: Eukaryota; Viridiplantae; Streptophyta; Magnoliopsida; Fabales; Fabaceae
Product: stromal cell-derived factor 2-like protein
Exons: 6
Coding region: 303-971 (222 amino acids)
Source: RefSeq, a predicted model, not a curated record
UGUCGUUCCCGGUCCGCGUUGGGGACCUUGCAGAGGCCAUUUACAAAGCAAAGCAAAUUUGGUUCAUUUGGCAGGGACGUGAAUGCUCUCUUCCCCUCUCUUUCGAUCUGGAUAGUAAAUCGGGUCGAACCGUGGCUUCCUCAGGGUCGCAGAACCUCUCUCGAAGAAAGGCUUCUUCUUCGUCACCGUCUCAGCAACAAACUUCCGGGUCGACCCGGAUCGUUUACCGGGAGUCGCGGAGCACCUCGGAAUCUGAUUUCCCGAUCUGGGCGCAGAACUGGUUUAUCGCAUUGCUCUUCGUCAUGGCUCUCGGAUUCUUUGCCCUCGCUCUCUUCCUCUUCAUCACUCUCGACUCUGACGUUGUUCCUUCUUCCGCUGCCUCUGCCUCUGCCUCCGCUGCUUCCUCCGAAGGCGUCGAGGUUCAGAUUACAUAUGGCACGGUGCUGAAGCUUAUGCACGAGAAGACCAAAUUUCGGUUGCAUUCUCAUGACGUGCCCUACGGUUCUGGCAGUGGACAACAAUCGGUUACUGGUUUCCCUAAUGUUGACGAUUCCAAUAGUUACUGGAUUGUUAGACCUCAGCCAGGAACUAAUGCUAAACAAGGUGAUUCCAUUAAGAGUGGUACCAUCAUUAGAUUGCAGCACAUGAGAACAAGGAAGUGGCUGCACAGCCAUUUACAUGCGUCCCCGAUAUCAGGCAAUCUCGAGGUGAGUUGUUUUGGGGCAGAAAAUGAAUCUGACACUGGGGACUAUUGGAGGCUAUUAAUAGAGGGAAGUGGGAAGACUUGGAAGCAGGAUCAGAAGAUUCGCCUUCAGCAUAUUGACACCGGAGGCUAUCUACAUAGUCACGAUAAGAAAUACAGCCGCAUUGCUGGGGGACAGCAGGAGGUUUGUGGUGUUCGUGAAAAGCGUGCUGACAAUGUGUGGUUGGCGGCCGAAGGUGUCUACCUUCCUGUCACUGAAAGCAAAUGAGUUGAUUGGAUUGGUAUGAACACCUUUAUGUACACGGCUGGCACUGAUUCUGAAGUCUGAUAGCAUAUGCAGAGAUAUACGGGAGUAUUUAGGAUGAGAUAACGGUAGUAAUAUUUUUCAUAGGUACACUUUACUAUGUAGAAAGUCAUGCCCCUUUCUCCUCUCAAGAACCACUUGAUGUGUUCGACGUAUUGUUAAGCAGUAUGCUAAUUGGUAAUUUUCUGUUAGGACUAUGAAGGACAAAGUGUGGCAAUGAAUCUAUUUUUCAAUCAGACUAUUAA